UUACUCGGCUGAGGGAGUCCGGCAUGAGUGAUCUUUUACUUGUCUGUGCGUCGCAAUAAAAGAGGAACAAACACUUUCUUAUCAAUGAAAGGCUCUUGGCGCUGCUUCCCAGGGCGUUUCUCAGCCUGUCGCUCAGACCGACUGUGGGAAUGAGAGAGAAACGCUUUUGCAGCAACCGGCCUGGAAAAAGCCGCCAUGACGGACCGAUUCGACUGUUUCUACUGCCGCGAGGACCUCGGGGGCAAGAAGUACAUUAAAAAGGACGACAAGCCCGUCUGCGUGCGCUGCUUCGAGAAGUUCUGCGCCAACACAUGCACAGAAUGCCGCCGGCCCGUUGGCACAGACUCUAAGGAGCUCCACCAUAAGGGCCGUUAUUGGCACGAGGACUGUUUCCGCUGUUCUAAGUGCUAUAAGAAUCUGGCCAAGGAGGCGUUCAGCACUAAGGAUGACCGGAUCCUGUGUGGUAAAUGCGGCUCGCGCGAGGACGCCCCACGCUGCCACACCUGCUACAAACCCAUCCUGGCAGGGACGGAGAGCGUGGAGUAUAAAGGGAACUCUUUCCAUGACGAGUGCUUCACCUGCUACCAGUGCAAAAAAGCCAUCGGCUCCCAGAGCUUCCUGACCAAAAACGACAACAUCUACUGCAGCUCCUGCCACGAGAAGAAGUUCGCCAAGCAGUGUGCCGGCUGCAAGAAGGCCAUUACGUCCGGCGGUGUGAAUUAUCAGGACCAGCCGUGGCACUCGGCCUGUUUUGUGUGCGUUUCGUGUCAGAAGCCACUCGCUGGAACUCGCUUCACCUCCCAUGAGGACAAUGUGUUCUGCGUGGACUGUUACAAAACCUGCGUCGCCAAAAAGUGCUCCGGCUGCCAGAACCCAAUCACCGGGUUCGGAAAGGCCACUAACGUGGUGAACUACGAGGGAGGCACCUGGCAUGAUUUCUGCUUCAACUGCAGGAAGUGCUCUCUGAACCUGGCCGACAAGCGCUUCGUCUCCAAGGACGGAGACAUUUACUGCAGCGACUGCGCCAAAAAAGUGUAGAUCAGACUGCAGACGCAGAGAGAAAGGAGCUUUAAUCAGAAUAAUAAGCAACGUUGAUUUAGUCAUAUGCAAACAUCUCAUAACAGCUUACAGUAGCAGGAAAGCGCUUUUCCCCGCAGGCAGCAGAUUAUAAUCAGUCCCUCUCCGUUUCUGUGGGUCCGUUUUUGACGCUUUUAUUCAGAUUGUGCUUCAUUCCUCCACCAGGAUCAGCCUGACUCGACUGUACAACCGAGCCAUUUAGUUAGUUUGUAGAUCAUAAAGUUUCUCUUUGAUUUUGAUGGUCUUGGUGAGAAUAAUCAGAAAAUCUCUUUAGAUGCACUUCCACUGGAACCCGUUCCGCUCUGAGGUAAAUAUAUCAGCCCAGCACUGUUACUGCCGCUGUGCUCGCCUGCGUUUGGCGGGAGUCGUGCUGUGAUGUGAUCCGUGCUGUAGAACCGAGUUCAGUGUGGUGUUGUUUCCAGUGAGUGAUAAAUGAGGAAGGUGAGGAAUGUGUUGUGGUAUUUCCUCUGUGUUUUUUUCAGGCUCGCUUUCGUUCAGCACGUCAACUCAAGCAGCUUUUGUCUCUGACAGCAUUUAACUGUGUCUUAAAACUGUAAUAAUAAAGCUGAUAUAUAUGCACUAGAUCACUAUACGCAGCUUACUGUGUAGUAAACACAUCAAAACUGGUCUUGAUCGAUUCAAAACUGAAAUAAUCUCCUUGUUUUUUGGAUCAUCGUUCUCCACUUACCGUCUCUGUCGUCUGCAUCAUGUGUCUGUUGAGAAAAUAAAUAAAUGAGAUUCAGUGUU
Pygocentrus nattereri (red-bellied piranha) is the source of this 1824-nucleotide messenger RNA. RefSeq names its product four and a half LIM domains 1b (gene fhl1b). Gene Ontology annotation, molecular function: transmembrane transporter binding. The coding region runs from base 196 to 1038 and encodes 280 amino acids. Gene Ontology annotation, biological process: muscle organ development. The transcript is spliced from 6 exons. NCBI's taxonomy places the organism in Eukaryota, Metazoa, Chordata, Actinopteri, Characiformes, Serrasalmidae. The record is from RefSeq and is a predicted model, not a curated record.